GGACGGAUGGUGGGGAUGGUGGAGGUGGUCAUGAUGGGUUGGGAGAGGGUUUGGGAGUGCGGGGGGGUAAGAGGUGUGCUGGAUGCGCCGGAUGAGGGAGAGGUGGAGGGAACGGAAUGAUGGUGGGGAUUGAAGGGUUGGUGGAUAUGGCGGUAGAGGUGGUAGGAGUGGAGGAGGUCGGCGGGGGGGUGUUGCUAGAGGCGGCUGUGGAGGUUGGAGUAGUUUGCACUGUGGAGGUUGGAGUAGUUUGCACUAUGGGGGUUGGAGUGGUUUGCGCGAUGGUGACGACCGUGAUGGGGGGGGUGGUCCCUUCGAGCGUGGUGACGCGGUCGCAGAAAGAUGACACGUUGGCCUUUAUGUCGUCGAGAGAGGCGGUGACGGAGGUUUGGAAGGUGUUGAGUGCGUGGAGGAUGGCAGAGAGGUCGGGGGUGGUGGUGUUUGCUGGUGGUUGUUCGCCGGCGAGGUUGCGGGCGAUGCUAUCGACUGAGUCGGUGCGGAUGUCAGACAUGUUGAUGAAGGAUGCGGCCAUGUCGGGGGAAGAGGGGGUGGAGGACGUGGCCUGAACGGGGGUGGAAGAUGCAGCAGCAACGGUGGCGGCGGCGGCAGCACGUUGGGAGUUCUUGGUUUGGCGUGGUGGCAUGUGGAGGGUGGGGGGGAAUCCCCUUUUUUUAAUUUAUUAAUAAAUUCAAAAAUAAAGAUAAUCCCCAAGU
This is a messenger RNA of Chara braunii, 710 nucleotides long. Lineage: Eukaryota; Viridiplantae; Streptophyta; Charophyceae; Charales; Characeae. The record is from the annotation of a GenBank genome assembly.